AUGACAAAUAUAUUAUCAAGCGUGAAAUCUGCUCUAGGACGCAAUAAAGAAGAUGGUCUGAACGACAGUCUCAGUCCACAAUCAUCCCAAGCUCAGAUGAGCACCCUAUCCAGCCUAUCCAACAAUGAGAAGAUCCGAGCCUCACAGCAGGAGAGUUCGAUAAAUGGAAAUGCUAUAUCCUCGAAUCAAGGCUCUCUCCCUUUUAAACAGGAUCCGAAAAGACGUCUUUCCUCUUCAUAUUUCUCAACAUCAUCUUCCUCACUUGACCUCGAUCUCAAAAACACCACUUCGACCUUUGAUACCAAUAAUGGCGAUGAGGUAAAAACGAAGAAACAGUUGAAAGUAGAAAAGAAGGCGGUUGAAGACGCUGAAUUAGCUGAAUUAGCCGCUAAAGCAAGGAAAAGAGGUGAAGAGAUGAAUCUGGGUCCUAUGUAUAUACCGAAUGAAUUCAAGCAUAGAGGACUAGCAAUGAACAUUAGGGAUCCCUUCUGA
Molecule: messenger RNA, 492 nt
Organism: Kwoniella shivajii
Lineage: Eukaryota; Fungi; Basidiomycota; Tremellomycetes; Tremellales; Cryptococcaceae
Exons: 3
Coding region: 1-492 (163 amino acids)
Source: RefSeq, a predicted model, not a curated record